Messenger RNA from Bursaphelenchus xylophilus (pine wood nematode), 673 nucleotides. The record is from the annotation of a GenBank genome assembly. Lineage: Eukaryota; Metazoa; Nematoda; Chromadorea; Rhabditida; Aphelenchoididae.
AUGAACACGGGUUUGUCUAACAAUUUAUGCGUUCCCGGUGAUCGGCUUUUCCCUAUAGAAGAUGGCUACAGCGCGGGGAACGGAUGCUACGAGAUCUACGGCUACAUCCAUGCUGCUUUGGUGGGUAAGGUGAAAGUUUCUUCCCAAUCAAUGCCCGUAAGUCCUAAAUUUUCUUUCAAUUCUGUGAUUUAGAAUGGAAAAGAUGUGAAAUUGGUCGAGAUAUGUGGAGAAUUAGAUGAAACGAAAUACGUCGUCCCUCAACAAGGAUGUAUUGUUACAGCGCGGGUGGGGAAUAAACAUUUUGAUUUAUUUCGAAAUUUAGGUAGAAUCCGUUGGACUGAGGGCAGCAAAAUGUUCGAUCCUUUGCGUUGGCGACAGUCUCUUGUCUGAUGAGUUUAAUGCAGUUUUGAAAAAGGAGGAUAUCCGAGAGAUUGAUAAGGAUCGAGCAGCUCUCUGGAAGGCAGUUCAGCCUGGAGACCUCAUUUUAGCUAGAGUUAUUGGUGUAGGAGAUUUACAAACUCAGUUUCUGUUGAGUAUUGUCGAACCCGAGUUAGGAGUGGUAUACGCAGUGGGGCAGAAUGCAGAAAGGAUGAUGCCAGAAAACGCAGAGACCGUGAAACAUAUCCAUUCAGAAUAUCGAGAACCCAGAAAAGUUGCCGAUAUCAAGAAUUAA